CCAUAGCCAGAAUUGUCGCUAUGCGUUUGUCGGAACCAAAUCGAAACGACUAUAUAGUGUUUUAUAUGGCCGUUCAAUAUUACUAACUGAUCAGUUUUUAGAAUAUCCAGCAGUGUCUCUCAAAUUUUAUAUCAAGAUUUUACAAAAAUGGGGAAACAUGAUCAUUAUGAUUAUUUAUUUAAAGUAAUAUUGGUCGGCGAUGUGACUGUGGGAAAAACUAAUUUAGUGGGGCGCUAUACUCGUAAUACAUUUACUUCCGCGACCAAGGCCACUGUUGGGGUGGAUUAUGCUACACAUAUAGUUAAUGUCGACGGGAAGACUAUAAAGGUGCUAAUCUGGGAUACGUCGGGACAGGAACGGUUUCAAGCCCUCUCAAAUUCUUACUAUCGAGGUGCGGCUGGCGCUUUAAUUGUCUAUGACAUCACAAUGGCAGAUUCGUUCCGAAAUGUAGAACGCUGGCUAGGAAAACUACGAGAGCACAUCGAUGAGAACGCAGCAAUCAUGUUGGUUGGGAAUAAAAGCGAUCUGGAAGAGCUGCGGACUGUGCGGAAAGAAGAAGGGCGGCGUUUUGCAGAAAAACACCAUCUUUCGUUUAUUGAAACGUCCGCAAUGGAUGACAUAAACGUUGGUAAUGCCUUUCGAAGUACAGUGACGGACAUCUACGAAAUGGUUUCCGGCAAAGCCAGCCACAAUCACCAUCUCAACCGGCAUAAACCGACCGAGGCCGAGGGAGUUAUUACCAUCACUGAUUCCAAUUUCUCCAAAGAUAAACAAAAAUGCAAGUGUUAAUUAAAUAGAGACACCCGAGCGACUAUUAAUUGGUUUCAUGGUUGACUUUUACCAUUUAUAUGAGAAACAUUGGUACUGUUUGUUGAGCAGCGUGUAGAAUUUAAUGCAUCGAAGUUAGUUACUGCAUCUUUCACUGUCUGCAACGCGUUAUACACGAACAGUAGAAAAAUUUGUAAUAAAAUUUUCG
Paramacrobiotus metropolitanus is the source of this 976-nucleotide messenger RNA. RefSeq names its product ras-related protein Rab-11A-like. The record is from RefSeq and is a predicted model, not a curated record. Gene Ontology annotation, cellular component: endosome. Bases 148 to 789 code for a protein of 213 amino acids. NCBI's taxonomy places the organism in Eukaryota, Metazoa, Tardigrada, Eutardigrada, Parachela, Macrobiotidae. Gene Ontology annotation, molecular function: GTP binding; GTPase activity. The transcript has 5 exons.